Molecule: messenger RNA, 642 nt
Organism: Pterocles gutturalis (yellow-throated sandgrouse)
Lineage: Eukaryota; Metazoa; Chordata; Aves; Pterocliformes; Pteroclidae
Exons: 5
Source: RefSeq, a predicted model, not a curated record
GAGCUGAGAGAUUUGGCAUCCAAACACCCAAACCUGGUUCUCGUGAAGCUGGAUGUUGCCGAUCCCUCGGCUAUUACUGAUGCUGCGAAGAUCGUGGAGGGGAAGCUGAAUGGCACAGGCUUGAACCUGCUAAUAAACAACGCUGGCAUCUACAGCCCGGCGUCAUCGCUGGAGACAGUAGACGCUGAAGACAUGAUAAGUUCGUACAGGACCAAUGUGGUGGGGCCGACGCUGAUGGCCCAGGCGUUCCUGCCCCUGUUGAAGAAGGCUGCCCGGGAGAGCCCGGAAAAGGGGCUGAGUUGCAGCAAGGCAGCCAUCGUCAACAUCUCCACCAUCUUGGGGUCCAUCGAGAAAACUCCCCAGACUUUCUUCCAGCCGGUCAUCUCCUACCGCUGCAGCAAGGCUGCCCUCAACAUGCUCACCAAGUGCCAGGCGCUGACGUACCGGGAGGCCAGGAUCCUCUGUGUGGCACUUCAUCCCGGCUGGGUGAAAACCGACUCAGGCGGCCAGGAGGUGGCCUUGUUGCGGGCUGCCCUGACGGUGGACACAAGCGUGCGGGGGCUGCUGUCUGUGCUGGCCACCCUCUCCGAGAAACACAGCGGCACCCUGCUCAACUGGGAAGGCAAAGCCAUUCCUUGGUGA